AUGUUCUUUAAUUACUCGCAGGAUCGUGGGUCGUUAAAGGUUAUUAUUCAUGGAUUGAAGUUGAAGAAGUUUUCUAAAGUUCAUGUGCCAGAUCCUGUAUUUCAUUGGAUUCGGGAAUCUGGACUGCUACAUCUCUCUUCAGCUUAUCUCACUAUGGCUGAUGUUGGUGUGAUAUCUGCCUUUGUUGAAAGACGUGUGGAAGUGAAAUAUGUUAGUUUGUUUAUUGAGUUAGAUAGUUGUCGGGACUAUUCGUGGGGUACCGCGAUAUUGGUUUUCAUGUAUGACAAUCUGAGAGAUGGAGAUGUCCACGACACUCGACAGUGGAGAGGUUACAUGACCCUAUUACAGCGUGUCGAUAGAGAAGCGAUUCCUACACAUCUUCCAAGAGCAUGUAGGUGGACUGCGAAACAUGUUGUUGAAGGCGAAUUGAUGACAUAUCGUCGGAGACUUGAUGCUUUGUCGCUCGAGGAUGUACUGUUUACACCAUAUGCUGAUGAUCGAGUUAAUCAUCCAUUUGUCAAGAUUUCGGUGUUCUCCAGAUACCUUCGAUGUGGUGGAGUCUCAGUCUCAUAUCUGCCAGAGCGAUGUCUUCGAUAG
Cicer arietinum (chickpea) is the source of this 597-nucleotide messenger RNA. The record is from RefSeq and is a predicted model, not a curated record. Lineage: Eukaryota; Viridiplantae; Streptophyta; Magnoliopsida; Fabales; Fabaceae.